This is a messenger RNA of Oncorhynchus gorbuscha (pink salmon), 1446 nucleotides long. RefSeq names its product tetraspanin-10 (gene tspan10). The record is from RefSeq and is a predicted model, not a curated record. Gene Ontology annotation, cellular component: membrane. The coding region runs from base 275 to 1288 and encodes 337 amino acids. The transcript has 3 exons. Lineage: Eukaryota; Metazoa; Chordata; Actinopteri; Salmoniformes; Salmonidae.
CUUUCUCCUCAGACAGUCUCCUCUCCUCUCCUCUAGUCUCGUAAACUGACCAGAAGACGGGGAGAACCGCCUCUCACACACUGAUUAGCUGAGGACAAGGGGAGAAUCGUCCAUCACACAUCGAUUCGUUGAGAGGACAGGAGAAUAAUAGUUUCUGAAAGAACAAGGGAGGAAUAGUUUCUGAGAGGACAGGAGAAGAACAGUUUCUGAGAGGACAGGAGAAGAAUAGUUUCUGAGAGGACAGAGGGAGAACCGUUUCCUGGCAGCUAGGAAGAUGAGGAGGUUGCAGUCCAUGAGAUGGUUUAGUUCUCCCUGGUUGAGGAGAGAGACCUCACAGACUGAGACCAGCCCACUCAUACCAAAGACAGACACAGAUAGAGAGCUGUCAGGAGUCCUCCAGGGGACUGACGAGAGCAGCACAGAAGAACAGGCUCCAGAACCAGGACCGAAUGAUGGACCUGGGAACCAGGGUAGAACCAGGGAGGUAAAACCCAGAGCCCGUAGCAGGCCCUUCUCCCUGAGAGACUGCCUUCUCAAGUACCUCCUGUUCUUCAGCAACUUCCUCUUCACGGUGCUAGGCCUGGUGGUCCUGGCCCUGGGACUGUGGGGCCUCAUCAACAAGGAAUCCUUCGCUCAGGAGAAAAUAGGACAAAUCAGCACCGACCCCAUGCUGGUGUUUGUGGUGCUGGGCUUGGUGCUGUCUACCCUCUGCCUGUCAGGCUGUGUGGGGGCUCUGAGAGAGAACUGCUGCCUGCUCCAGGUCUUCUCAGCCACUGUGCUGGUCCUGGUAGCAGCCCAGGUCUUAACGGCCAUUGUGGCCUACAGCCUGCAGGGACAGAUAGAGGGAUACCUGAGGUCAGGUAUGCUGGCUGCCAUGGUACGUUACCAGGAUGACCUGGACCUGAGGUUCAUCACAGAUGAGAUCCAGAUAGGACUGCAGUGCUGCGGGGCCGACACCUACAGAGACUGGGAGGUCAACAUGUACUAUAACUGCUCUGCCCCGGGGGUGCUGUCCUGUGGGGUCCCUGCUACCUGCUGUGUGGACCCCCUGGAGAACGGCACGGUGUGGAACUCCCAGUGUGGAGUAGGAUCCCAGCAGCUGGAUGAGUUCUCUGCUCAGAGCGUCAUCUUCCUGGGGGGCUGUCUGGGGGGCAUGUCCCGCUGGAUAGAGCAGCACACAGGCCUGAUAGGAUCCGUGGGUAUCGUCCUACUGGGGGUUCAGAUCAUCACUCUGUUCAUCACCACAAGACUGAUGGAUAACAUCCAGUGCAGUAAAGCUACAACAUAAUAACAUCUAGUGGAGUAAUGCUACAAGAUAACAUAUAGUGGAGUAAUGCUACAAGAUAACAUCUAGUGGAGUAAUGCUACAAGAUAACAUAUAGUGGAGUAAUGCUACAAGAUAACAUAUAGUGGAAUAAUGCUACAAGAUAACAUAUAGUGGAGUAA